Scutellospora calospora is the source of this 712-nucleotide messenger RNA. The record is from the annotation of a GenBank genome assembly. Lineage: Eukaryota; Fungi; Glomeromycota; Glomeromycetes; Diversisporales; Gigasporaceae.
AUACUUUAGAAAAUCAAGAUGAUGAUAAUCAAAAAUUAGAAGAAAAUAUAAGUUUAUUACAAAAUGAAACUAAUUUUAAAAAAUCUUUUGAAAAAAAUUGUUGUGAAAAAAAUUGUUUACAAACUCAAGUUGAGUAUUCUAUAGCUUUAAUUAGAUAUUUAAAUUUUAAAAAUCUUUCUAAAUCAUUUCAAGAUAUGUAUUUAUUAGGUAUAAUUGCUGCUACUAAACGGCUUAAAAUUAUUAAAAAUUCAAAAAAAUCUAAACUUACUACAGAAUAUACUUUUGAAGGAAAAUCAAUUUAUCAUUUUAUAGAACAUGAUAUUAAUUUAAGAAUUAAUUCAAAUACUAGAAAAGUUAGUAAUCGAGCAAUAUCUUUAGAAAUAGUAAUGAAAGUUAUUUCUUUCAUAGGAAAUUUUGCAAAACAAAAUGGUUUACCAUCUCCAGGUCGAAAUUUUCAAGAUAAUACUAUUGCAAUUAUAUAUUUACCAGCAGAUAUUACUUAUUUAUCUUUACAUACACAAUAUUUAGAAGCAAUUAAAGCUAAUAAUCAAUUUGAAGUUAGCUUAAAAACAUUUAUUAGAAUUUGGAAAAAAUUUUUACCACAAAUUAAAAAAUUAAUACCUCGUAGUGAUUUGUGUUUUAAAUAUAAAGAUAUAAGAUUUAAUGCAAAUUAUUGGACAAUUGAAGAAAAAGAUACUAAAGUUUUAGAAUA